AUGGGCAACGGAGCCAAAGCACAGCAGAAGCGCGACCGCAAGGGCGACUCAGGCCCCAAAGAAGCCAAGAGUCAACUGAAGGCUAAUGCCGCCGCCCAAACCAUCAAGUGCAAAACCUGCUUCCAGACCUUCCAGGGCACCACGAGCCGCAAGAUGUUGACCGACCACGCUACCAACAAGCAUAGCAAAGACUUCGGUGACUGCUUCAAUGCGGAUGAGGGUGUUGUGAAAUAA
This is a messenger RNA of Bipolaris zeicola 26-R-13, 234 nucleotides long. RefSeq lists its product as uncharacterized. The record is from RefSeq and is a predicted model, not a curated record. Lineage: Eukaryota; Fungi; Ascomycota; Dothideomycetes; Pleosporales; Pleosporaceae. The transcript is spliced from 3 exons. The coding region runs from base 1 to 234 and encodes 77 amino acids.